AAUUAAGUAGAUUAAGAAUAAUUAUGUUAUAUUCAAUUAAUUUGGUAUCACAAAAUUAAUUAAUGUGUUAUCGUAUUGUAACGCCGCGACGGUCAGAAAUCGGUAAUCGGUAUGACAUACAGAAUAUUGGUCUGAUUAAGUCUCACUGCUAUUCCAAUUCCACAGGCGUCUGGUAGGCUCUCUCAUUUUUAACUUCUGAGUUCUGAAGUUCCAAGCGCGUCGUCAGCGCUGACGCGUUAGUCUCAUCUCAUAGUAGCAGUUGUAAUUUGAAAUUUGUAUGAUUUUCCAAAUGCCUUUCAAUCGAUCAUCGCCGAACACUGAAACUAUGGCUAUUAGUUGAUAUUCGUGUCGAACCACUCGCCAUUAGCACGUCUAGAUGAUCGCAUGUGAUAUCCAUAAUUCGAAAUUCGAAUUUACUUUCAUCGCAGGAGCAUUUUGACCCAGACGUCGUGCUCUGGUCUACCCUAGUCUACACGUAAAUUGGUGUGGACGCACGGUACCAUUUUACCUACUCGGUGUGGUUUGCGGGUCCAUUUCCUUCACUGACCAGUGCUUGCCGCUUGGUUCGUACUAAGUUGGAAUGGGACAUUUUCGUUACUUUUCAAUUGGAAAAAAACGAAUAUCAAAAAAAUGCUUUCACUAGUAUAAUGAUAACAAACUCAUUCAAAAACAGAUUUUUUCACACCAAGUUGAAUUGUAUUCAUGUAAUUUAUGCAUAGGCGUGUAUAAGAUUUAUUUGCAGAGUACAAAAAAAAAUUGAAAUGGAUAUUGUAUGUCCUUGUAUGACUACUGAAAACCCUAAAGACCGUGUAUGUUUUUCUAAUGAUAGUGAUACACGUACAGUAUUUUCAUUAAGUAAAUUAGCGUAUUAUGCUUGUAUUGACUUCCAAAGAAAAGAGUACAACAGAAUUAAGAAUGCACCAGAAGUAGACAUACAAAACUGCUGUCGCCAAAUAUUUCAUAUCUUGAAAAGAAAUCUUGAUUUGCCAUAUGAUCCAGUUCAUAUAGAUUGUCUCUUUGUGUAUGGUGAGAGCUUUAGGGUAGCAUGUUUUGAAGCUGCAAGAGUUGGGCAUAUGGACUGCUUGAGAUUUGCUCAUGAAAAUGGAUAUUCAUGGAGCUAUAAAACAUGCAAGAAAGCUGCAAAAAAUGGACAUCUUGAUUGCUUAAAAUAUGCUCAUGAGCAUGGAUGUCCAUAUGGCGAUAAUAUUUUAAAAGACUCUGCUAAAGGCGGACACUUAGAGUGUAUGAAGUAUUUGUACGAAACUGGAUGUCAGUUGACAAUGCUUGCAUGCACUGCUGCUGCGGAAAGUGGUUUUUUAGAAUGUUUAAAAUAUGCUCAUGAAAUUGGAUGCCCGUGGGGAAUAAAGACUUGCACCAAAGCAGCAGCUGGUGGUUACUUGGAUUGUUUAAAAUAUGCUCACAGAAAAGGAAGUACCUUAACCGCAAAAACAUGUGCAGCCGCAGCAAGAGGUGGACAUUUGCAAUGUUUAAAAUAUGCACAUAGAAAUAGAUGUAGAUGGGAUGAAGAAACAACAAAUAACGCUGCACUUGGGGGACAUUUUCAUUGUUUAUUAUAUGCACAAAGACACGGAUGUCCAUUGGGUUUAAAUAUUUUGGAAAAAGCUGCAAUUGGAGGAAGUGUGGAAUGUAUGAAAUACUUGUAUAGUUUAGGAUGCGAAAUAAGAAAAUUAACCUGUGCUACUGCUGCAAAACACGGGAACUUGGAAUGUUUGAAAUUUUGCGUUAAAAUUGGAUGUGAAUGGGGAAGACACGUGUGCACCAAAGCUGCAGCUGGUGGCCACUUACAAUGUCUCAUGUUUGCUCAUGCUCAAGGUUGUCUUAUAUCCAGAAACACGUGCACAGCCGCUGCACGAGAUGAACAUUUAAAUUGUUUAGAGUAUUGCCGUCGGUUUGUAGAUUGGUGAGAGUAAAAUUAAAUGUAAAUAAAUAUUUUAAAAUGUUAAUUUAAGAAUGUAUUAUUUACUUAAGAAAUUUAAAUUAGUUUAAAAUAAGAAUUUAUAUUUGUUAAAUUAAAUUAAAUUAUAAAGCCAAAACAAUAAUAUUUGAAAGUAAAUAUAUGAUUAAAUAUAAUAUAUUUAUAAUAUUAUUACAUUAUAUACUUAUUUUAGGUUGAAAUCACAUUUUAUAUGUAUAAUGGAUAAAUCUGACCAAUACAAAAUUGUUUACUAAAAUGUAUGUCAAAUGUAAUCUUCCUAAGAAUAUAUUUAGUAUUUAGUAUUUAGUAUCCAGUAUAAAAUAAAAAUAUAAACAUUUAGAUGUUAUAACCUAUAAUCAGGCAUGGAUUUAGAUGUUUAAUCUUUUUAAGGUGGGAUGAGCUCACAGAAUAUAUAGAAUUUUCUAGAAAUCAAAUCAAAUCAUUUUGACAUAAAAAGCCUGGUACAUAAAAAUAUAUUAAUUUACACCAUUUUGAAGGGGGGGGGGUAUUGUGCUAACAUCUGUAUCUAUGUUUGUUUGUAAUAAUAUAUUUAAUUAAUAUUUACUACUUGUACUAGAUUUACUUGUAAAAUUCAAAUUAUUUAAUCUAAUAUUCCAUGUUCAACAUAUAUCAUUAAAGUACAAUUGAUCAUCAAUA
Molecule: messenger RNA, 2593 nt
Organism: Aphis gossypii (cotton aphid)
Lineage: Eukaryota; Metazoa; Arthropoda; Insecta; Hemiptera; Aphididae
Product: ankyrin repeat and KH domain-containing protein mask-1-like
Exons: 4
Coding region: 762-1925 (387 amino acids)
Molecular function (GO): protein binding
Source: RefSeq, a predicted model, not a curated record